Molecule: messenger RNA, 1253 nt
Organism: Haliotis rubra (blacklip abalone)
Lineage: Eukaryota; Metazoa; Mollusca; Gastropoda; Lepetellida; Haliotidae
Product: monocarboxylate transporter 9-like
Exons: 4
Coding region: 162-1253 (363 amino acids)
Biological process (GO): transmembrane transport; monocarboxylic acid transport
Molecular function (GO): monocarboxylic acid transmembrane transporter activity
Source: RefSeq, a predicted model, not a curated record
AUGCAUACAAAUAUAAUCUAAUUUAGGUAGCACAGCUCGCUGCGGCUGUAAUAUUGGCAAAUUAUGUGAUCUGCCAUGUAUAAGCAUUCAUCUUUUCAGGAUAGUGAGGAACACACGGAGGAUAUUUUAUAAAGGAAUACCUGUUAUAUUUGAAACAAGACAUGAGUAUUCCAAGUACAAAUAUUGACCAUGGAUAUGCCUGGGUAGUUCUUGGUGCUUGUUUCACUAUCGAGUUCCUCUGUGGCGCAUUGAUCUGCUCUGUUGGGGUGCUUACACCAGCGAUGUUGGAGGAAAUUGACGGUGACUUGGUCAAAGUGUCAUGGAUUGGAUCAACUCUGUUGGGGACAUUUUCAAUGUGUGGACCAUUUGUAGGAAGUAUUGAAGGCCGACUGGGACACAGACUGGCCAGUUUUCUGGGCGGCAUCAUGAUACUUGUAGGACUGACAUCCGCAUCCCUCUGCAGAACUGUGACUGGAUUGAUCCUCACCUUCGGUGUAAUAACGGGUUUAGGUUGUGGCCUGGCUGCUAAUGUGAGUGGUGUGGCUCCCAGCAACUACUUCAAAAAGAGACUCCCAGUGGCGUACGGUAUCUGCAUGUCUGGAGGUGCAUUAGGACUACUUGUAGUCGGUCCAUUAACGGUAUUUCUGUUGGAAGUGUAUACCCUGUCCGGAACGCUGCUAAUUUUGGGUGCCAUCGGAUUCCAUGUAUGCUUAGCCGGAGCUCUGCUUAGACCAUCGUCUACACUGAUGCUUGAGAUAGCAGUUUCAGAAGAUGACACUGAUAGUUGUGUAGAUGUACCACAAGGACCUGCUGAGCAUGUAGAUGUACCACAAGGACCUGCUGUGUGUAGAGAUGCCCCACAAGGAUGUGCUGAUUGUGUAGAUGUAACAGGAGGAUCUGCUGAUUGUGCAGAUGAACCAGGAGGACCUGCUGAGUGUGUAGAUGCACCAACAGGACCUGAAGAUCUAUGUGCACAGAGUGAGACAACUGUUACUCUUUCCCACCAAGAAGAUGACGGACAUAUCUUCUCGCCAACAGAUAAUAAUGAUGACACAGAAGCACGCAUUCCUGACCCUGGUACUUCGAAAGAAAACAAUUCAGGGACAGAAAAUGCAGCUGUUGCACCUCUGCUGGAACAGAACUCAUCUUCGUCAAAGAUACAUUCACGGUGCAGGACAAUAAGAGAACGAUGCUGCAAUCUCACCAGUGCCGUCUUCGCCAUGUGUAUACCUCUGUUCAAGAAAGACAUAUGA